UUGGUCACGAAUGGCGCGAGCUGCCAAGUCAGGAUACAUGGGUCGAUGUCACGUGAUAUCUGCUUUAAACCAGUUGUCUCCUGUUGUUCAUCAGGGUAGCAGAUUCACUGAGAGUUGGUGUCAGAAGGGAAGCUCUCACGUUCUCACUUUGGGCAUAACAGGUCUGUAGUGGAUGUCAAAGUCAUGUGCAGAGAGAGUUGCUAACCAUCGGUGACCUGUGGCAUCCAACUUGGCACUGGUGAGGACGUAGAAGUCAUGGCGUCAUCAAAAUACGAUAAGUACAUGUCCUUCAUCGCAGAAGAUGUUGUAAAGAAAGCAGGCGUCGACAAGAAUAUUCCCAAAGACCAAAGACUUGCUUUAAAAGAGAGUUUUAUUAACAGUUUGAAACAGCAUACGGAGAGAUUGGUCGACAUGACACGUUCUCAGAUGGAUGCUGAAGUGACCCAGGAGCACCUCAAGAUGCAGUUGACUCACAUGGAUGAUUUCUUGACGCAGAGUUUCAGGCAGAGAAUCCUGCAGCUAGGCACAAAAGGAGAGAAAAGUGACGUUUCCGGGAUGUCUGCAAUGGAAGAUGUCCACGGGAGAGCCAUCAAACAACUCUGGCAACCACUUACUCGAGAUUUGAGACUUGAAGGGACAUCACUCCUUGAUAAACUUCUUGAACAACAAGAUGGCCUAUCAGAAGCCGGUAGGGCCAGUAUCAUUGCCUCCUCUGGCAACCAGAAACAAAAUUGUUCCUUUUGGAAGUUUUGUAAUGAAUUGUCACCUUCAAAAUUUAAGUCAGCGGUUAUCCCAGCAAUGAAAGAAAGCAACGAUUCCACAAACCAUCAGUUGGCGUGCGACAUGGAAGACGCAAUGGCACACUAUGAAACAGUUGGAAAAAACAAAUACAUCUGUUCAUAUUGUAAGAUGAAGGACAAGGUAAAUCUCCGACGAUUGGCAGACGCACUCAUGGAAUGCAACGCUAUAAGUGUCCAAACAUAUGAGGAUUUAGCUUCAGCCUCCCUCAGUCACGAGGAUAAGUGGGGAAGACUUAUAAAAAUGCGAAAACCGAAACCGUUUGCUCGUGCAUUGAAAAAGAAAUAUCCAGAUCUAUAUUUUGAUAUAAAAUGGAAAGCUGAAGCUCUAAUGCAAGGGUGUGUGUGUACAGCAAACACUGAGACCCUUACCGAAGAAGAUAUGGAGGUUGACAAAGACUCAGAUAUUGCCAGAAUGUCAGAUUUUUCAGAUGACACUGAUUUCACCCCCAAACCGAAGGGAAAUAUUUAUGCCGUCUCGUUCCGAAAACCGCGGGUUUAUAUACGUGUACGUACUCGGAUUGGGUUACAACAUAUUCUCAAAUAGACAAUUCACACUCAUUUACUCCAUUGUGUUAGAAAUAACAGACCAGUGACAGAUUCAGAGUGACAAAAGGUUCUCCACAAGACCGUGUGACAAGAGGGAUAAUUACAAAUAAAUAGCCAAUUCCCAUCUACUGAUUUACCCACCUGAACUAGAAAGAAGGAGACCAGUGAGGCCGCCUCAUCCGUCACAAUAUUUAGAUCCAUGCAUAAAGAUUCAUAGUGACAAAACACU
Molecule: messenger RNA, 1575 nt
Organism: Haliotis rufescens (red abalone)
Lineage: Eukaryota; Metazoa; Mollusca; Gastropoda; Lepetellida; Haliotidae
Exons: 4
Coding region: 256-1344 (362 amino acids)
Source: RefSeq, a predicted model, not a curated record